AAAAAAAAGAUCCGGGUCACCCUCGCAGUUUACGGAAGUGAUUCAUACGCGGAAACAACACGUCAGAAAUGGCCACAGGGGAAGACCAAGCAGUUGGCAUGGGCCUUGUUGGCUUCAGCCUCCUGUUGUUUACAUACUACACAAUAUGGGUAAUCAUUCUGCCGUUCGUGGACAGCGAUCAUGUGGUCCACCAGUAUUUUCUUCAACGGGAGUAUUCUGUGAUUCUACCUGGGAUCGCAGCAUUGAUACUGCUGCUCAGUGUAGGUACCUUCAUUGGAGUGGUCACCUGGAAGAAUCGCAAGCCUAAGAAGGUGGACUAAGAGGGAUGGUGUCACAGAGGUUAGACGCUGAAGCUACUGUGGCUUCCAUAGAACCUCCCUGGUUCCAACGUCUUUCCAACAGUCCAGCUGAAGAAACUACAAAUAAAGUCUGGACUGCUUCUCUGUGACAGCUGAUGAAAACAUCUAAUGACUGAAAGACAUAAGAUAAGAUUUGAAGAGCUGCAAGGGACAAGGGGUCCAAGACUGAGACCAGAAGAAUGCGAGUCCAAUUCAAGACCAGGAUUGUAAUUUUGUCAAAUAAUCAUCAUCUGGUGUGUGGAACUGUGUGUUUUAUUGCAGUGCGCUUGCUGUUAGCCAUCUCUUUGAAAAUGUGAAACAUUGUGUUUUAAAGUGGAACUGACAGCAUUUUAGCAACAUUACAUUUGAUUAAAAUCUGUUCAGAUACACCCCCAGGAAGAAUAUGACACUUUAAAAAAAAAAGUACACUGAGAAGCGACCAUUUAGAUAUGGUAAUUUUCAUAAAUUCUUAGAAUGUUUGGGAAUUAUGUAUACUAGGGCAUUUGUGAAAAUUCUAUAGCAAUAUAGAUUGGGAAAGCAAAAAGUCAGUCACUCACCUACUCUUCCAAUGACAUGACAUCCUCCUAGAAGCUAGCUAUCUAGCUAAUGUUAGACUGUGUUUUUAACUUGAUACAUAAAGAUACAUACUAGCCUAUUAGCCACGUUAGGACUGACUUGUGAUCAUUGCCCUUGCUAGUUUGAUUGUAUUGAAAUCCCUCGCCUUCGUUACAUUCGUACGUUUUUGUCCAGAAUAUUGAGUCUUUGAAACUGAAACCGUACAUCCUGAAUGGAGACACAGAACUAUGUACCAGGCCAGCUGUGAUGUACAACCUGUUAGCAAUAUAAAUGUAUUGGUGAAUUAUACUAAUCAUUAAUUGAACUGCAUCCAUCUAUUCAGCCAACAAUGCCUUAGUGUAUGGCAUGGUACGUUGAGUCAAAUAAAACCUAUUUUUAAAAACCUCUUAUAAAGACGGUUUUGUAGCAUAAAC
Molecule: messenger RNA, 1327 nt
Organism: Salvelinus namaycush (lake trout)
Lineage: Eukaryota; Metazoa; Chordata; Actinopteri; Salmoniformes; Salmonidae
Product: dolichol phosphate-mannose biosynthesis regulatory protein-like
Exons: 4
Coding region: 69-320 (83 amino acids)
Biological process (GO): GPI anchor biosynthetic process
Cellular component (GO): endoplasmic reticulum membrane; dolichol-phosphate-mannose synthase complex
Molecular function (GO): enzyme regulator activity
Source: RefSeq, a predicted model, not a curated record